Messenger RNA from Helobdella robusta, 783 nucleotides. RefSeq lists its product as hypothetical. The coding region runs from base 1 to 783 and encodes 260 amino acids. Lineage: Eukaryota; Metazoa; Annelida; Clitellata; Rhynchobdellida; Glossiphoniidae. The transcript is spliced from 4 exons. The record is from RefSeq and is a predicted model, not a curated record.
AUGUUUUUUGCCAUUUUGUUAGUAAUCAUUUCAUCAUCUUCCUCAGUCAACGCAAUAACAGCAGCAGUUGAUAAGAAGUAUGGAAUGAUAGGAGAGCCAGACAAUCCCAUGUGUUUUGCUUCCGAACCUUCCACAGUACUAACCAACAUACGAUCCUCACUGGAAUGUUCUUCCAAAUGUUCUCAUUAUGUUUCUCCCACUGAUGGUAACAUCACUUGCAACGCAUUCAACUACGUAUCCAACAAUGCUAGUCAUCCACCUAAGUAUUGCCAACUGUUUCAUUUCACUUGCGAUGUUCAUCACAAGAUUGUUCUGAAUAAAACUCAUUGCCGGGGUUAUAAGGCUAGAACAAACAUUACCAUCUUAACCCUGAGCAAAUCCUGCAACUUCACAUUCACCUUCAACGGUGGAUUGUUCUACUCUUGUUCCAACUCACUGCCUGGCAUCAAAAAUCCUUGUGCUCUCUACAUGUGUCUCACUGCUGACAGGCAGUUGUCCAUCUGUCUUGAUCCUCAUGGUUUUGGAACUUACUACAAAAACUUCUGGUUGGGCUUGGAGAAGAUGCACCAAUUAACGACAUCGGCUGAUUACAGGUUGAAAUUUGAAGUUCUCAUCAAAAUCAGUUCGGAGCUUGAAAAAUAUUCCCUUCACGUCUCUGAAUACAGUGGAGACGGGUUCGAUGUUUUGAACGCUCCACUACAAAAUGGCAUGAAGUUUUCAACGCCUGACCAAGAUAACGAUCAUCAAUUGCGGUUCGACCUACUCAUCUGGAAAUUGGUAUAA